Messenger RNA from Conger conger (European conger), 5012 nucleotides. RefSeq names its product poly(ADP-ribose) polymerase family member 10 (gene parp10). The transcript has 11 exons. Gene Ontology annotation, molecular function: transcription corepressor activity; RNA binding; NAD+ poly-ADP-ribosyltransferase activity. The record is from RefSeq and is a predicted model, not a curated record. NCBI's taxonomy places the organism in Eukaryota, Metazoa, Chordata, Actinopteri, Anguilliformes, Congridae. Gene Ontology annotation, biological process: negative regulation of gene expression. The coding region runs from base 105 to 3779 and encodes 1224 amino acids. Gene Ontology annotation, cellular component: cytoplasm; nucleus.
GCAGUGCACUUGUGUACCAGGAAGUCAGUCAGCACAAUAACAUUUCCGUGUUUAGCUAGCUACAACCAUGACAGUGACGUGCAUGCUGAAAAUCUUUCAGAAACAUGUCUGAGGAAAUCCUGGAGGACCGGACUGUUGAGGUGUCCGAAAUACCUGCCGCAGUUGAGGAUGAAUUCUUGGGGUUGUACUUUGAAAACAAGCGUUCUGGAGGGGGACCACUGUUGUCUCUGAACAGGAGAGGUAGCUGUGCAGUGUUGGUAUUCGAAGAAGCAGAGGUUGCUGCAAGGGUUUUAGCCAAAGAACGCCAUGUGCUGCAGGGUUUUUUGCUUACAGUUAGAAAGCAAGCCCUUAAGGAUCCUGGGAAGUUGCUGCUCCGUGGGAUGCACCCCAGCACCAACCUGGAGUUGCUGGAGCUAUAUGUGGAGAACGUCACUGGGAUGAAAGAUGGAGACUACACGUUAUACCCUUCCAAAGGGAAAGACUUGGCGCUGAUUCAUUUUCACAAACCAAUCUCAAAGGAAGAAAUUCAAAGAUUGGCUACAAAAAUCAGUGCAAAGCUUUUGGAUGGAGCCACAAUUCACCUGGAACAGAUCAACCAGACAAAUGGCAUUUUGGUGGAGAACUUUGCUCCCAGUACCACUGAAGAUUUGCUCACUCUUUAUUUUGAGAAUAGAUGUGGGGGUGGGGGGAAGGUGAAGGAAGUCAACAUGAUGUCAGCUGGGAGAGCCAAAGUCAACUUUGUGGACUUUGAAACUGUGGAACACAUACUGAGACAGACCCACAAACUGGAGAACUGUAAUUUGAACAUCCAACCUUACUAUGACUUCAUGGAAAGAAAAGCGAACCCACAAUCUUUGAGCCCUCUGAAUGGUACUGGGGAAGUGAGCGAUAAUGUAGAAAAUGUGCUCUCAAGCAGUCUUGGUAGAGAAGAGAGUCCUCUCAUAGCGAUGGAUACAUCGGUUUCAGAAAUCCAUCCCUCCUCAGUAUGGGGAGUGGAAACAGUAGGAAGGGCUAUGGAUCGGGUUGCCCCAGCUCCAGGGACCGGAGCAGCUGAACCAAACAAGGAGAACAUUCUACCCGGUGAACCUUCUACACCUUUUUCUGGUAUAAUUUCCAUGCCAGACCCAAUGAAACUCAGCCUGUUGAAAAGUAGCCUUCUCUUCCAAGACCUCCAAAAGUCUCAUUCUAGCUUUGACAUCAGAAUCACGGACAGUGCUGUGAAGAUCUCUGGGCCAAGCCAACCUGGUGUCGAACAGCUGAAGAGUCAAAUCCUUGAGUUCCUCAUUGGAAUUGCACAGGCAAAUCUACUCUUUGACGAGGAGAAGAUGAGACUACUUGUUAGGGAAGAGGUGAAAGGCAGACUACUGGAGCAUCUGAAAGAGCAGGGCCUGCCAUCCAUGUACACAGUGUCGGAUUGCAUGGUCACAGUCACGUCAUCGUCUCUGGAGGCAGUGGAUGAAGCCUGUAAAUGUAUCAAGUCUUUGAUUUGUGAAUUCAACAUAGUAAUCGCCCCAGAAUACGAGUGCAUGCUAUAUUCCAAGGAGUGGUUUGUAUUCUUAGAUUCUUUGGGGUUCUGCUCUGUCACCAACAGCGAAGAACACAUUAAAGUUGUGACUCUGGCAGGUAUGGAGAAUGAGAAGAAGGACAGUAUCAUUGGCUUUCUUAGCACGCCUAUCCAAGUGGAGACUGUGAUUACCAUGGAGCCUGGGAUGCUGAAAUACAUUCAGAUCCACUGUCACCAACUAUUGGCCGACAUGGAACCAGUCUCGAUAUUUCCAUUGGAAUCGGAAGACGUCACUGGAUUUAGAUUGCAUGGGAUCGCAAAUGCCUGCCAGAAUGUGGAUGAGAUUCUGCGAAGUGUGGUUAGCUCAGUGCUUACCAGAACCAUAACCGUAAACCAGCCUGGCGUGUCCCGUUUCCUGGUUGAGGAAGAGGGAACCAGCAUCCUUGCAGAAAUGCAGACCAAAUUUCAGGUUUACAUCAGCAUGGAGAAAGUCCGCUGGGAACCUCUGGAAGACCAGGACAUCUUUGAAUUGGCAUGGAAAUUGACAUCCCAGCAAAACUUUCAGAGAAGUUCCUCAGCCAGCAACCAUGGUUCUGUUCAACCUCUGAGUCCAUCUUUAAACAGGACUGAUGUUAAUUCUAAUGAUGUCAAUGGUGCGGACAGAGAUCUAAUCGAGAAGGCAAAGAAGCUCGUCUCAGUCAUUGAUCCAACACAAGAUCUGGACAAAGAGGAUUUGUACACUGCUCCCGAACCUAUGGCUCACAGUUCAUCCAGUGACACAGACAACCAGGCGAAUGACUCUGCCAUGUCUGUGGAAGAGGCACUGCGGCCUACGCCAGAAGGAGUGGGUAAUGAAGAGCUACAGGUAGAAGAAGCGAUGGCCUGUGCCAAUCGCCACUCCCUGGAGGCUGGAAUGACACAAACAGACCUUGAGGAGGAUGCUAUGCUGUCCUUAGCAAUACAGUACUCCAUGGAACACUGCAGCCAAGCAGAAGAUGCAGACGAGGAACUGCAAAAAGCUAUUGAAAUGUCUAAGAAAGAAAUACGGCACGAUAACACCACUGAUUUGCAGCUUGAACAAGCCAUCCAAAUCUCGCUCCAGGAUGCCAUUAAAGCAGCCAACACUGCUGUAAUUCGUGUGUUCGCUGGCUAUAACCAUGACCUCAUCAGAGUGGACAUUGCCCUUGGGAAGAAGGUCAGCUUGAGGCAGUGCCAGGAGAAGGUGGAGCACAAGUGCCUUAAGUGCCUGUCCGAGCACCAAAAGAAAUGUGUGAAUCUCAUCCGAAGGAAACAUGCAGUGGAAAUUCACAUCCAGGGAACCACCGCCACAGUCUCAGGGUUUAAGGACUAUGUCUUGGAAGCAGUUGCUGACCUGAAGAAGCUGCUGAACAAGAUUUCGAACAUGGAGUCUGAUUCAGAAAUUUUGCGUAAUGUGGAGUGGGUAUGGCAUGACUCAAAGUCACAGCAAACACCGUACCCUCCCGAUGCAACUGUUUUUAUAGAAAAUGCCUGGAAAAUGAGGCAGAAGAAGAUUGAGAUUGUAUUUGAUGAUAGACCUUACAGUAUUGACUUAGAAAAAAUGGAGGAAUAUAACAUUUCCUCUGGGACGUUUGUUCGUAUUGAGAGGAAAAUCCUGAGUUCCAUGGACUUUAAUAUGGACAUUCCAGAUGAUGAUUUCAGCCUCUUAUCCAACCUGCCUGAAGCAUCCAGAGUUGACGAGGACUCCGAUGAGUUCCAGAAUGUUGUCAGAGAGUUUUACGACAGUAUUCAGGAAUACCACAACAAAAUAAAAAUCAUAAAGGUGGACAAACUUACAAAUGCGCUUCUUUACAAUCAGUACAAGUUAAAAAAGGCCAGCAUGCUACAGAGUGGCACUGGCCCAGAGGUGGAGAGAACUCUAUACCAUGGAACAAGUGAAACAAGUGUGAAAGAGAUCUGUGUUCAUGGUUUCAACAGAAGCUUCUGUGGGAAGAACGCUACUGUGUAUGGCCAAGGGGUCUACUUUGCAGUGAAUUCAUCUGUGUCUGUCUCAGACCAAUACUCCCCACCCAAUGCUGAUGGACACAAGUAUGUGUUUGUGACAAAAGUGCUAACAGGAGACUUUACCCAGGGAAAGCAUGAAAUGAAGACUGCACCCCUGAAAGAGAACUCUGACAUUCCCUUAAGAUACCACAGUGUGGUAGACAACGAGAACUCGCCAACCCUAUUUGUCAUCUUCAAUGACACGCAGGCCUACCCAGAAUACCUUAUCACAUGUAAGAAAAUCCGUGGCUGAGGCAAUUUUAUUGUUAUUCGCAAGUGUGAUUUAUGGAAAUUAAAAUAAGUGCUUUAAGUAUUCAAGAUCAUUACAAGCAGUUUUUCAUGUGUAACAAAGUUUACAUUCAGAUACAUGGGGAGGAAAAUUAGGGGUAAUCCUGCAAAGUAAUUUUUGAUUAAUUUUUAUUUUUACAACUAUUUCUUUGGUUGUUUUACAUUAUGUUGUGUGUUUUGAGCUAAAAAUUUCUUGGAUGCACUGUGCUUUCUUUGAUUGGCUGACAUUUUCCUUUGCAUCAGAACCUAUGACAGUUUUUAAUCACAGUAAAUGCUUUCAUAACAAUCAAGAAGUUGCCAUGAAGAUGGACUUCUUCAGAAUGUAGACUCAGUGAGCACUUUCGGGUAGACCUCUUCACCAGCUUGUAAAUGCAAAUAUUUAAUCAGCCAAUCAUGUGGCAGUAAGUGAAUGCAUAAAAGCAUGCAGACGUGGUCAAGAGUUUCAGCUGUUUUUCAGACCAAGUGUUAGAAUGGGGAAGAGAUGUGAUUUAAGUGAUUUUGACCGUCGAAUGGUUGUUGUUGCUAGACUGGGUGAUUUGAGUAACUGCUGAUCUCCUGAGAUUUUCAUGCACAACACUCUCUAGAGUUUGCAGAGAUAGUGCAAAAAAACAAAAAACAUCCUGCGAGCAGCAGUUUUGUGGACAAAAACAUGUUGUUAAUGAGAAAGGUCAGAGGAGAAGGGCCAGACUGGUUGAAGCUGACAGGAAGGUGACAGUAACACAAAUAACCAUGCAUUACAGUGCUAUGCAGAAGAGCAUCUCUGAACACUCAAUGCGUUAAAACACUAAGUGGAUAGGGUACAGCAGCAGAAGACUUGAGUCUAAAAAAAUAAGUCUAAUAAAUACCCGAUAAAGUGCUCACUUAGUGUAUAUCCCAAAGAUAUGUGCAUGAGGAAUACUGUGACUAAAAUGUAUCAAAAUAUUUGGAGUAUUCCUAGCCUAGAUUUUCUGCAACAUACAUGUUAGCUCUAACAGACCAGAAUAGUAAUGUGAUGCACAUAUUGGAAAUUGCAAAUGAAUGUGAAGCAUAAUAUUUUAAUGAGGAUACUUACUUAAUAGCUGUCAUUCAGUCAUAAAUCAGUGAGAUCAUAAUCAGUAAAGUACUAUUUAAUUCUUUAAUUUCUUUUCUCUCUUGGUUUGUGAAUAGAUCUGUGGUUUCCUUGAAAUUUGUGUAAUUAAAUGAGCGGUCAUUUAUCUUA